Molecule: messenger RNA, 566 nt
Organism: Erigeron canadensis
Lineage: Eukaryota; Viridiplantae; Streptophyta; Magnoliopsida; Asterales; Asteraceae
Product: GPN-loop GTPase QQT1-like
Exons: 5
Coding region: 30-566 (178 amino acids)
Cellular component (GO): cytoplasm
Molecular function (GO): GTPase activity
Source: RefSeq, a predicted model, not a curated record
UCCUUCACUCCAGCGCAAAAAAGGUCAUCAUGAAACUUAUUAAGAAACUGGAUCUGCGGUUGACUGCGAUUCACUUGAUAAAUUCACACCUAUGUAGUGAUCCCGGGAAAUAUGUUAGAGCAUUGCUCCUCUCGUUGUCAACAAUGUUGCAUAUGGAAUUGCCACAUGUCAAUGUCUUGUCCAAGAUUGAUCUUAUUGAGAGCUAUGGAAAACUAGCCUUUAAUCUUGAUUUUUACACCGAUGUGGAAGAUUUAUCGUAUCUACAGCACCAUCUUGAUCAAGAUCCACGAUCUUCCAAGUAUAGGAAACUCACCAAGGAACUGUGUGAAGUAAUUGAAGAUUUUGGUUUGGUGAACUUCAGUACAUUGGCUAUUCAGGAUAAGGAGAGUGUUUCAAAUCUCGGGAAAUUAAUAGACAAAACAAAUGGCUAUAUAUUUCAAGGCAUUGAUGCUACUGCAGUUGGGUUCAGCAAGAUUGCUAUUGCACCAACAGAUUGGGAGUACCACAAAUAUCCUUUUAUAUUUUUACAUUCUGAUUCUCUGCUAAAUCUUUUUAGCUCCGCAUAA